Molecule: messenger RNA, 1070 nt
Organism: Brachypodium distachyon (stiff brome)
Lineage: Eukaryota; Viridiplantae; Streptophyta; Magnoliopsida; Poales; Poaceae
Exons: 1
Coding region: 135-797 (220 amino acids)
Source: RefSeq, a predicted model, not a curated record
CCUCUGCCUCAUCUGCGAGCCACCACUCGAUCACUGCGAUAAGGCCACGCACAAGACCAUACGACGGAUUCACGGAAGAGGUCGUCGUGGUCGUCUCCUACAGUCCUACCAAGUCACCGGCGGCGCGCAUCGGCAUGGCCGCCUUACUCCACCAAGCGGCUCUCCAGCCACCCCAUCCCACCGCAAACCCCUAUCACCCAUGGACGACGCACGGCUCCGCAGCCGCCACGUCCAUCCUCUCGCCACCGACCUCCAGACGACGGCAAGCCCCAGCCCGGCGGCUACACGCAGCCGGCGACAGCGCGAGCACGGACGCGCCGGCCAGCUCCAAGGAGAAGACGAGCCGCAAGGAGAAGCAGCGGCAGCAGCAGCGUCUGCGGGAGCGGGAGGAGCAGCAGCAGAAGAUGCUGAAGGCCGCGUUCGCGGAGACGGCCGGCGAGGGGAAUGGCAAAGACGGCGACGGCGAAGACGAUGACGACGACGAGCUGCCGCAGGCGGUGUUCGACCGCAUCCUGCGGCGGAUCCUGUUCACGGUGGGCGUGCCCAUGGCGACAGGCGUGGCGCUGCUCAGCGUGUACGAUGCGCUCAAGCGCGGGCGAGGGGUGGAGGUGCCGCAGUGGGUGCCGCUGCUCACGACCCUCGUCGCCUUCGGCACGUCGGCGCUCGGGAUCGCCUACGGGACGCUUUCCGCGAGCUGGGACCCCGACAAGGAAGGCUCCCUGCUCGGCAUCGACGAGGCCCGGACCAACUGGCCGGAGCUGUGGAAGGAAGAGAUCGAGAAGGAGGAGAAGAAAUAACUGCAACGGCAUAGAUGGCUGCAAACUGAAACUCUGUCAGUUUGAAAGCGCGUGGAUACAAAUCUUCAGAUCAGAGUGUCAAAUACUCCACUAGACUAGAUUAUCCAUUGGAAAUAGUAAGCGUGUUACUGACACUGAAUACUGAUACUGAUACAGGCUACAGCAGCAAAACCAUGAAACAGUUCAGUGUGGCUCUGCAAGGUCUCUGCAAUAGAAAUGUCAACACACUUGCCACAAAACAACACAGAGUCAGUUGAUUCGGUUCUCCUCAAA